Molecule: messenger RNA, 2395 nt
Organism: Botrytis cinerea B05.10
Lineage: Eukaryota; Fungi; Ascomycota; Leotiomycetes; Helotiales; Sclerotiniaceae
Exons: 4
Coding region: 377-1834 (485 amino acids)
Biological process (GO): ceramide biosynthetic process
Cellular component (GO): membrane
Molecular function (GO): sphingosine N-acyltransferase activity
Source: RefSeq, a predicted model, not a curated record
GGUUGCUGCAAAUCGCUCGUCAAAAAAAAAAAACCAAGUACUGUACAAUACUCGCUGAGCACAGUCAAUUACUCACUUCAUUCACCGCCUUCUUCUUUGCUCACUGCCAGAUAAUUCAAAACUGUCCCAUCCACCUUUCAAUUAUAUACUCUCUCGAACCCACAUUCGUUUUGACUCGAAUCCGGACUGGUUGCAUUCUCAUAUAACAUACGAGAAGUAAGAUAUUCUAUGAUAUAAUCACUCAUUUGAUAUUUCGGGUUUCCAAAGGACAAAUGAGAGAGCAAUAUAUGUAUUCCUCACUCAAUUGAACCUCAACAAUUGUUUAACCACCAAUUCAAAAUUUACGUUUCUUCCUCUCUACUUGUUUCAAGUCGCCAUGAACUCUACUUCUCCAAUCGAUACGAUUGAAGAUGGGACAAACGAAGCUGCGUCAGAGUGGGCACAUCAAAAUGGAGACUCUGUUAUUCAUAUAGAGAAGAAACUGGAUAAUUCAACGGAAUUUCCAGCUCGUCCAAUGAUGGGCAAAAGAAAGGCCAAAAGGAAAGAUGAUAGUCCCCUGGAUAUCAUUUGCAAAUUUGUUGUGGACCAUCAAACUGGACUAUCUGUCAAUCUUUUGAUGCUCCUUUCCUUAACGCACAUGUGCUUUCCAAGAGCCCGCAGACAUACUCGCAAAUUCUUCGAGCUUUCCUACUACAAUCCAGAAUCUGGCGAGUAUUGCGCCGGUUGGAAUGAUGCUUGGUUAGUGUUCUAUUGGAUUGUUAUCUUCACAGGACUUCGCGCUGCUUUCAUGGAUUAUGUAUUAAGACCAUUGGCAAGAAAGGGUGGGGUGAAGAACGCGAGGGAUGAGACGAGAUUUGCUGAGCAGGCUUGGCUUAUGAUCUAUUAUUCUGUGUUCUGGACACUGGGAAUGUAUAUAUACGUCAACUCAGACUACUGGUGGAAUUUGAGCGAGCUAUGGACUAAUUGGCCUAAUCGAGAGGUUGGUGGGCUUCGAAAAUGGUAUAUCCUCGUCCAAUAUGCCUUCUGGCUUCAGCAGAUUAUUGUCAUCAAUAUCGAGGCACGUCGAAAGGAUCAUUGGCAAAUGUUUGCUCACCAUAUCGUUACAACUGCGUUGAUUUUCACAAGUUAUGGUUAUCAUCAAACGAAAGUUGCAAAUGUAAUUCUUUGUUUGAUGGACGUAGUAGAUCUUUUCUUUCCAGUUGCAAAAUGUCUCAAAUACCUCGGAUACGAUAGAUUAUGCGAUUUGAUGUUCGGACUUUUCAUGCUCUCGUGGGUAACAGCCCGUCAUGCUUUCUAUCUUAUCAUUUGCUAUUCGGUUUGGGCGGAUAUUCCAAGGGUGAUCAAUUAUGGUUGUUACCAGGGUAAAAACGGUUCUAUCUCAGGUCCUUUCCCGCCUCCUGAUCGCUUUGGACACCUCUUCAAGCCAUUUCAAGAUCCAGUCGGAGUUGUUUGUUGGAAUAAUAACAUUAAAUGGGGCUUCCUUAGUGCCUUGCUUUUCCUUCAAGGUAUCACACUAAUGUGGUUCUGGAUGAUUGUUCAAGUUGCUAUCAAAGUCAUCAGAGGUGGCCAAGCAGAUGAUACACGAAGUGACAACGAAGAGGAAGAAGAGGAAGAUAUCGAUUUGGAUGAGGAACCCUUUCCCGAGGAAGUUCCUCUGUUAGAAAAAGAGCCAUAUGAGGAAGAAGUCGGCGUCGAAGAAUUGAAUUUGGAGAAAAGAACAUCGAAAAAUAGUCGAUACAAGAAGACUACGAGCAGUGCAAGUGGCGUAAGCAUCCCAGGACACAGCGAUAGAAAGGAAUUGCUGGGAAGGAUUGGUUGUGAUAAAGGCGUUUAGAAAAUAUGCUAGGGUUCCGAUACGUGAUUUUUCCUGCUCCCGAUGUAUGGGUAACAAGAGCAUGAUGAAUUGGGGAGCGAGGAAUGUCAUUUUUUUCUUGCUUCUUAUUCGUGGUAUAUGACAUGGGAUUUCUUAUUUUUGCAAAGAUAUCGGGAGAUACCGGCUGGCUUUUGGAGAGUUAUGAUGAUAAAACAUACCCGUUUCCUAUUUUAUGAAAAGUUGAACGAAGGAAAGGAAAGAUUCCAAUCGAAUUUCCAUUUCAAGGAGUUGCAUAUCAUUCGAAGACUUCAUGGUGAUGAUCUGGUUUUGAAAGUGGCGAAGGGAGGGACUAUUGUAUCUAUGUGUUUAUGUAUGUGGAUUAGAUGUGAAUGAAAAGAUUAUGCCCAGCUUUGGACAGAGCUUUGGUGUUUUGAAACACCGAUGGUUGGAUGUGACAUUAGGGCCAAUAUUUCUGAUGCCUGAUGGGAGAAGAAGCAGAUGUAUUAGUAUGAAUGAUACAGAUUAGUUUUGCGAAGAGCACGAAUGUUGAGUUAGUCGAAGUGGGAUUGGGUAAAGUGUACA